CCUUGCGCCUGCGCAAGCUUCAGGGCCGCGAGUCGUACCUGAUGGUGGGUGGCUGUAACCUCUCCUUGCCGUCGGUGGGCGGGAGAGUUAGAUAGUCUCUGAAGAAAACACCAUGAAAGAUACUGAUAUCACCAGACUGGUAUAUGCCCACCUCCUGUGCAUAUUUUCAAUUAUUCUAAGCACCUUACUUCCAUCACUCUUUUUGGAGAACUUCUCAAUAUUGGAAACCCACUUGACAUGGUUGUGCAUCUGUUCUGCUUUUGUAACUGCUGUCAAUCUAGUAUUGUAUUUAAUAGUGAAGCCAAAUGCACCCUCUAAAAGAAGUUCAUUAUCACACAAGGUAGCCAGAUUUUUGAAAUGCUGUAUCUACUUUCUUAUGUCCUGUUUCGGCUUUCAUGUAAUAUUUGUUCUGUAUGGAGCACCACUAAUUGAGUUGGUGUUGGAAACAUUUUUAUUUGCAGUUACUUUGUCUACUUUCACUACUGUGCCUUGUUUAUGUCUGUUAGGACCAAACAUCAAAGCCUGGCUAAGAGUUUUCAGUAGAAAUGGGGUUACAUCUGUUUGGGAGAAUAGUCUCCAGAUCACAACAGUUUUCAGUUUCUUAGGAUCAUGGCUUGGAGCAUUCCCUAUUCCGCUGGAUUGGGAACGACCUUGGCAGGUGUGGCCCAUCUCCUGCACACUUGGAGCAACCUUUGGCUAUGUGGCUGGCCUUAUUAUCUCACCACUCUGGAUAUACUGGAAUAGAAAGCAACUUACAUAUAAGAACAAUUAAUUGAAGCAAAAGGAGGAGAUAUUUCUUUGUGCAGAUUCCAUAAAGACUGUGCAGAAAUGUUAUUGGUGAGAGUCAAGCAGUUCCAUUUACAGCACUGUUUUGUUUUCGUAUGUGUUUUUUAAUGUAGAUACAACAUGAUGUGAUUGUAGCUUUUUAAACUAUGAAACCCCUGAGAGAUUGUACCUUCUAUUGAAAUAAAGUAUUUAUAGUAGAUUGUGGCUUCA
This is a messenger RNA of Chrysochloris asiatica (Cape golden mole), 996 nucleotides long. RefSeq names its product phosphatidylinositol glycan anchor biosynthesis, class F (gene PIGF). Gene Ontology annotation, biological process: GPI anchor biosynthetic process. Lineage: Eukaryota; Metazoa; Chordata; Mammalia; Afrosoricida; Chrysochloridae. Gene Ontology annotation, cellular component: endoplasmic reticulum membrane. The record is from RefSeq and is a predicted model, not a curated record. The transcript has 6 exons. The coding region runs from base 113 to 772 and encodes 219 amino acids.